GGCAGGACGAGACUCAGACAGUGGUGACAGGUGUGGCGCAGACUCAGAGGAACCAAUAGUUGGCCGCAAUGUGGCGCACUGCCGGCGUCUGACUUCGAAUCCCGCUCGGCCUUGGCCGUGGCGCCAUAACCGAUCUUCGAGUGUUACUCGCCGUCCUCAGCAUCCACGACAGGCCGUCAAGACAAUGGCCAAGGCUAAGGCAGCACCCACGUCGUCCAGCGGCGGCAAGGCCGCAAAGAAGAAGAAGUGGUCCAAGGGCAAGGUCAAGGACAAGGCGCAGCACGCUGUCAUCCUCGACAAGCCCACUUACGACCGCAUCAUGAAGGAGGUCCCCACCUUCCGAUUCAUCAGCCAGAGUAUCCUCAUCGAGCGGCUGAAGGUGAAUGGGAGCUUGGCACGGGUAGCAAUCAGGCAUCUGGAGAAGGAGGGCCAAAUCAAGCGGAUUGUCCACCACAGCGGCCAAUUGAUCUACACACGAUCAACCGGCGGAACGGAUUGAUUGCUCUCUCGUCGCUUCUGCUAUCAUCGACUCGCAGGCACGCUAAGGCAGCAUAUGUAUUCUCACCACGUUAAAACAUGCCAUGACAUGCCCCUUGCA
Messenger RNA from Rhodofomes roseus, 598 nucleotides. Its product is annotated as 40S ribosomal protein S25. Bases 185 to 499 code for a protein of 104 amino acids. NCBI's taxonomy places the organism in Eukaryota, Fungi, Basidiomycota, Agaricomycetes, Polyporales, Fomitopsidaceae. Gene Ontology annotation, molecular function: structural constituent of ribosome. Gene Ontology annotation, cellular component: cytosolic small ribosomal subunit. The transcript is spliced from 3 exons. The record is from RefSeq and is a predicted model, not a curated record.